AUGAACUACCCACCGCCUACGUCCCCUCCUGCGAACAAGUCCAAAUUCUACCCGCCACCACCAGGCACACCAGGUUACGUUCCAUCACAACCUCAUAGUCAAGUCUAUUCUCCACCUUCGCAACAAACAUACACAGCUCCUUCACAACAACAAUAUUCUGCGCCUCCGCAACAAGGCGUAUCUCCGCCACCCAAAGUUGGAACACCUAUUUACCAACCUCCGCCCCCUCAGCCAGCACAGCAUGGAGCCCUACCGAUUCGAAAUGAAGGUGCUCUCACACCACCAAGUGGAGCCGCGCCAGCAUAUGGGGAUAUAGUACAUAAUGCUCCAGAGGGUUUCCCGAAUGAGAAGGCACAGAGUAUUCUAGGAACGGGACCGGCGCAUUCGCGGACAACAUCAAAUCCCGCGGCAAUGCCUCCGCCUGUGCCUGCGCCUGCUCCUACAGCCGCGCAAUUCCAAGGCGCCGCCGCGACUUUAGAUGAUGUGGGGACAUUCAAUGGCGGCUCAUACCGCAUCAGUCAUAGGGACUGUAAUACGAUAAUCACGAUCCAAUUAGCAAUGGGAUGUCCGAUCGCCGCGAAGCCAGGGGUGUUAAUCGCCAUGAGCCCCACUAUUACGCUGAAGGGCGAGUACAAGUUUAGCAUGAAGAAAUUGAUGGCCAGCGGUAGCGAAUUGGGACACUCGACAUUUAUCGGCCCCGGCGAGCUGCUACUCGCGCCUGGCAUGCUCGGCGACAUGACCACCAUCCGCUUGACAGGAGAGGAAUCGUGGAGCGUUGGCAAAGACGCUUACGUCGCUAGCACUCAAGGUGUCAUCCGCGACUACAAGCGCCAGGGACUCGGCAAGGCAAUGUUCAGCGGGGAAGGUCUAUGGGUCCACAAGAUCAGUGGUGUUGGUUUACUUUGGAUCACCAGUUUCGGUGCAAUUAUCCGCAAGGAUCUUGCUGACGGUGAGAAAUAUAUCGUCGAUAAUGGACACCUGGUUGCCUGGAAUGUUAAAUAUGUGAUGGAGCGUGUAGCUAGCGGUGGUAUCAUGGGAGGACUUGCUAGUGGAGAGGGGCUGGUCUGUAAAUUCACAGGACCUGGCACUGUGUUCCUCCAAACGAGAAACCCGAGAGCAUUCAGUGCCUAUAUGACGGGCAAUGCGGCACCGCCAUAA
This is a messenger RNA of Daldinia childiae, 1158 nucleotides long. RefSeq lists its product as uncharacterized. The record is from RefSeq and is a predicted model, not a curated record. Bases 1 to 1158 code for a protein of 385 amino acids. Lineage: Eukaryota; Fungi; Ascomycota; Sordariomycetes; Xylariales; Hypoxylaceae. The transcript has 2 exons.